Molecule: messenger RNA, 8308 nt
Organism: Gambusia affinis (western mosquitofish)
Lineage: Eukaryota; Metazoa; Chordata; Actinopteri; Cyprinodontiformes; Poeciliidae
Product: tenascin-X-like
Exons: 36
Coding region: 16-8157 (2713 amino acids)
Molecular function (GO): protein binding
Source: RefSeq, a predicted model, not a curated record
AUUCAUACAUCAGCUAUGCAUUACUCAUUAUGUUUUAUUUUAGGUGCACUCCUCAGCAUUGCCUUUGCCCAAACUCGUCAGUACUACUUUGUAGGCUCUGCACAAACCUGGACAAAUGCCCAGAGUGUCUGCAGACAGGACUACACCGACCUGGCCACCAUUGAAAACUUGGCCGACGUUGAUGCUGUUCUCAGGACAAAUCCCAGCUAUUCAGGCAAAGCUUGGAUAGGUCUCUAUGAUGAGUUGUACAACAGCUGGAAAUGGUCCCUGACUGACAGCAGCUUCUAUGGAGCUGGAGAGUACACGUUUAGAAACUGGAUUUCUGGCUCUCCCAAUAACUUCGGGGGACAGCAGUACUGUGUUAGGUUUUUAAGUGACAGCUUUUAUUUGGGUGGAUGGGAUGACCGUCAGUGCUCAGACCUAAGACGUUUCUUGUGUUACACUGGUAUAGUCGGUGGCUCGCCAUCUUAUUUUGUCAGUACCCAGUCACUGAAUUGGACCGAAGCUCAGCGAUUCUGCAGAGAGAAUUAUAUUGACCUAGCCAGUAUACGAAAUCAAGCAGAAAAUAAUAACAUCAGAACACUACUAGGUGGCAUCGAAGUGUGGAUUGGGCUUUAUCGGGACAAACUGUGGUCAGAUAGCAGCCCCUCCCUGUUUCAACACUGGGCGGCCGGUCAGCCAGACAAUGAUAACAGUCGGUGUGUUGCUGCUUCAUUCAGCGACAUGGGAAAAUGGUUGGAUGAAGACUGCGCCCAGAGUUUUCCAUUCAUCUGUUACAAACCAAUCCCAGCCAACACAGAGGGCUUCAGAGCAUCAAGUCAAAAUGAGAGCAGCAUCACUCUGCAGUGGAAUAAGAUAAGCAACAGCAUCAGCUUUGUUCUCCAGUUUAACGGCACAGAGACAAACAUCAGAGCACCAGAUGGAGAUGGACCAGUAAACUACACAGUGUCAUCUCUCACUGCUGGAACCAAAUACACAUUCAUACUCUUCUCUGUGCUUAAUAAUGUCAGAAGUAGUGGAAUCAGCACUGCUGCAGUUACCACUCCUAGAAACACAGAAGCUGUGAGAGUAUCGGAUCAAGAUGAGAACAGCAUCACUCUGCAGUGGAAUAAAAUCAACAACAACACCAGCUUUGUUCUCCAGUUUAAUGGAUCAGAGACAAACAUCAGAGCACCAGAUGGAUUUGGACCAGUAAACUACACAGUGUCAUCUCUCACUGCUGGAACCAAAUACACAUUCAGUCUCUUAUCUGUGUUUGAGAACGUCAGAAGCAGUGGAGUACAACUUGCUGCUGUCACUGCCCCUCAAAACGCAGAAAGAUUCACAUCACUGAGACAGGAUGAGACCAGCAUCACUCUGCAGUGGGAUAUUAUCAAUAAUAAUGUCAGUUUCAUCCUCCAAUAUAAUGAAACAGAGUUGAAUAUAGCAGCACCUGCUGGAAAUCAACCAUUACUUCUGACAGUUUCGUCUCUCACUGCUGGAACUAGAUAUACAUUCACUCUGUUCUCUGUGUUUGAGAACGUCAGAAGCAGUGGAGUCAGCAUUGCUGCAGUGACUGCUCCUGUAAAUGCAGAGGGCUUCAGAGCAUCAGAACAAAAUGAGACCAGCAUCACUCUGCAGUGGAAUAGAGGAGACAACAACACCAGUUUUGUUCUCCAGUUUAACGGCACAGAGACAAACAUCAGAACACCAGAUGGAGAUGAACCAGUGAAACAUACAGUCACAUCUCUCACUGCUGGAACCAAAUAUACAUUCAGGCUCUUCUCUCUGUUUGAGAACGUCAGAAGCAGUGGAGUACAAUAUGAAGCUGUUACUGCUCCUAGAAACACAGAAGCUGUGAGAGUAUCAGAUCAAGAUGAGAGCAGCAUCACUCUGCAGUGGAAUAAAAUCAACAACAGCACCAGCUUUGUUCUCCAGUUUAAUGGAUCAGAGACAAACAUCAGAGCACCAGAUGGAGAUGGACCAGUAAACUACACAGUGUCAUCUCUCACUGAUGGAAAUAAAUACACAUUCAGUCUCUUCUCUGUGUUUGAGAACGUCAGAAGCAGUGGAGUCAGCAUUGCUGCAGUGACUGCUCCUGAAAAUGCAGAGGGCUUCAGAGCAUCAGAACAAAAUGAGACCAGCAUCACUCUGCAGUGGAAUAAAGGAGACAACAACACCAGCUUUGUUCUCCAGUUUAACGGCACAGAGACAAACAUCAGAGCACCAGAUGGAGAUGAACCAGUGAAACAUACAAUCACAUCUCUCACUGCUGGAACCAAAUAUACAUUCAGUCUCUUCUCUGUGUUUGAGAACGUCAGAAGCAGUGGAGUACAAUAUGAAGCUGUUACUGCUCCUAGAAACACAGAAGCUGUGAGAGUAUCAGAUCAAGAUGAGAGCAGCAUCACUCUGCAGUGGAAUAAAAUCAACAACAGCACCAGCUUUGUUCUCCAGUUUAAUGGAUCAGAGACAAACAUCAGAGCACCAGAUGGAGAUGGACCAGUAAACUACACAGUGUCAUCUCUCACUGAUGGAAAUAAAUACACAUUCACUCUGUUCUCUGUGUUUGAGAACGUCAGAAGCAGUGGAGUCAGCAUUGCUGCAGUGACUGCUCCUGAAAAUGCAGAGGGCUUCAGAGCAUCAGAACAAAAUGAGACCAGCAUCACUCUGCAGUGGAAUAAAGGAGACAACAACACCAGCUUUGUUCUCCAGUUUAACGGCACAGAGACAAACAUCAGAGCACCAGAUGGAGAUGGACCAGUGAAACAUACAGUCACUUCUCUCACUGCUGGAACCAAAUAUACAUUCAUACUCUACCAUGUGUUUAUGAAUGUUAGAAGCAGUGCUGUAAACAUCACCGUUGCUACUGCUCCUACAAAUGCAGAAGGUUUGAGAGUAUCAGAACAAGAUGAGAGCAGCAUCACUCUGCAGUGGAAUAUAAUCAACAACAGCACCAGCUUUGUUCUCCAGUUUAAUGGAUCAGAGACAAACAUCAGAGCACCAGAUGGAUUUGGACCAGUAAACUACACAGUGUCAUCUCUCUCUGCUGGAAAUAAAUACACAUUCAGUCUCUUCUCUGUGUUUGAGAACGUCAGAAGCAGUGGAGUACAACUUACUGCUGUCACUGCCCCUCAAAACGCAGAAAGAUUCACAUCACUGAGACAGGAUGAGACCAGCAUCACUCUGCAGUGGGAUAUUAUCAAUAAUAAUGUCAGUUUCAUCCUCCAAUAUAAUGAAACAGAGUUGAAUAUAGCAGCACCUGCUGGACAACAACCAUUACUUCUGACAGUUUCAUCUCUCACUGCUGGAACUAGAUACACAUUCACUCUCUUCUCUGUGUUUGAGAACAUCAGAAGCAGUGGAGUCAGCAUUGCUGCAGUGACUGCUCCUGAAAAUGCAGAGGGCUUCAGAGCAUCAGAACAAAAUGAGACCAGCAUCACUCUGCAGUGGAAUAAAGGAGACAACAACACCAGCUUUGUUCUCCAGUUUAACGGCACAGAGACAAACAUCAGAGCACCAGAUGGAGAUGGACCAGUGAAACAUACAAUCACUUCUCUCACUGCUGGAACCAAAUACACAUUCAUACUCUACCAUGUGUUUAUGAAUGUUAGAAGCAGUGCUGUAAACAUCACCGUUGCUACUGCUCCUACAAAUGCAGAAGCUGUGAGAGUAUCAGAUCAAGAUGAGAGCAGCAUCACUCUGCAGUGGAAUAAAAUCAACAACAGCACCAGCUUUGUUCUCCAGUUUAAUGGAUCAGAGACAAACAUCAGAGCACCAGAUGGAUUUGGACCAGUAAACUACACAGUGUCAUCUCUCACUGCUGGAACCAAAUACACAUUCAGUCUCUUCUCUGUGUUUGAGAACGUCAGAAGCAGUGGAGUACAACUUACUGCUGUCACUGCCCCUCAAAACGCAGAAAGAUUCACAUCACUGAGACAGGAUGAGAGCAGCAUCACUCUGCAGUGGGAUAUUGUCAAUAAUAAUGUCAGUUUCAUCCUCCAAUAUAAUGAAACAGAGUUGAAUAUAGCAGCACCUGCUGGAAAUCAACCAUUACUUCUGACAGUUUCAUCUCUCACUGCUGGAACUAGAUACACAUUCACUCUGUUCUCUGUGUUUGAGAACGUCAGAAGCAGUGGAGUCAGCAUUGCUGCAGUGACUGCUCCUGAAAAUGCAGAGGGCUUCAGAGCAUCAGAACAAAAUGAGACCAGCAUCACUCUGCAGUGGAAUAAAGGAGACAACAACACCAGCUUUGUUCUCCAGUUUAACGGCACAGAGACAAACAUCAGAGCACCAGAUGGAGAUGGACCAGUGAAACAUACAGUCACUUCUCUCACUGCUGGAACCAAAUAUACAUUCAUACUCUACCAUGUGUUUAUGAAUGUUAGAAGCAGUGCUGUAAACAUCACUGUUGCUACUGCUCCUACAAAUGCAGAAGGUUUGAGAGCAUCAGAACAAGAUGAGAACAGCAUCACUCUGCAGUGGAAUAAAAUCAACAACAGCACCAGCUUUGUUCUCCGGUUUAACAGCAAAGACACAUUCAUCAGAGCACCAGAUGGAGAUGAACCAGUAACUCACACAGUUUCAUCUCUCACUGCUGGAACCAAAUACACAUUCAGUCUCUUCUCUGUGUUUGAGAACGUCAGAAGCAGUGGAGUACAAUAUGAAACUAUUACUGCACCUGAUAAUGCAGAAGGUUUGAGAGCAUCAGGUCAAGAUGAGAGCAGCAUCACUCUGCAGUGGAAUAAAAUCAACAACAGCACCAGCUUUGUUCUCCAGUUUAAUGGAUCAGAGACAAACAUCAGAGCACCAGAUGGAUUUGGACCAGUAAACUACACAGUGUCAUCUCUGACUGCUGGAACCAAAUACACAUUCAGUCUCUUCUCUGUGUUUGAGAACAUCAGAAGCAGUGGAGUACAAUAUGAAGCUGUUACUGCACCUACAAAUGCAGAAGGCUUCAGGUCAUCAGAUCAAGAUGAAACCAGCAUCACUCUGCAGUGGAAUAAAAUCAACAACAGCAACAGUUUUGUUCUCCAGUUUAAUGGCAUACAGACGUUCAUCAGAGCACCAGAUGGAGAUGGACCAGUGACUCACACAGUGUCAUCUCUCUCUGCUGGAACUAGAUACACAUUCACUCUCUUCUCUGUGUUUGAGAACAUCAGAAGCAGUGGAGUCAGCAUUGCUGCAGUGACUGCUCCCGAAAAUGCAGAGGGCUUCAGAGCAUCAGAACAAAAUGAGACCAGCAUCACUCUGCAGUGGAAUAGAGGAGACAACAACACCAGCUUUGUUCUCCAGUUUAACGGCACAGAGACAAACAUCAGAACACCAGAUGGAGAUGGACCAGUGAAACAUACAGUCACUUCUCUCACUGCUGGAACCAAAUACACAUUCAUACUCUACCAUGUGUUUAUGAAUGUUAGAAGCAGUGCUGUAAACAUCACCGUUGCUACUGCUCCUACAAAUGCAGAAGGUUUGAGAGUAUCAGAUCAAGAUGAGAGCAGCAUCACUCUGCAGUGGAAUAAAAUCAACAACAGCACCAGCUUUGUUCUCCAGUUUAAUGGAUCAGAGACAAACAUCAGAGCACCAGAUGGAGAUGGACCAGUAAACUACACAGUGUCAUCUCUCUCUGCUGGAAAUAAAUACACAUUCAGGCUCUUAUCUGUGUUUGAGAACGUCAGAAGCAGUGGAGUACAAUAUGAAGCUGUAACUGCUCCUAGAAACACAGAAGCUGUGAGAGUAUCAGAUCAAGAUGAGAGCAGCAUCACUCUGCAGUGGAAUAAAAUCAACAACAGCACCAGCUUUGUUCUCCAAUUUAAUGGAUCAGAGACAAACAUCAGAGCACCAGAUGGAUUUGGACCAGUAAACUACACAGUGUCAUCUCUCUCUGCUGGAACCAAAUACACAUUCAGUCUCUUCUCUGUGUUUGAGAACGUCAGAAGCAGUGGAGUACAACUUACUGCUGUCACUGCCCCUCAAAAUGCAGAAAGAUUCACAUCACUGAGACAGGAUGAGAGCAGCAUCACUCUGCAGUGGGAUAUUGUCAAUAAUAAUGUCAGCUUCAUCCUCCAAUAUAAUGAAACAGAGUUGAAUAUAGCAGCACCUGCUGGACAACAACCAUUACUUCUGACAGUUUCAUCUCUCACUGCUGGAACUAGAUACACAUUCACUCUGUUCUCUGUGUUUGAGAAUAUCAGAAGCAGUGGAGUCAGCAUUGCUGCAGUGACUGCUCCCGAAAAUGCAGAGGGCUUCAGAGCAUCAGAACAAAAUGAGACCAGCAUCACUCUGCAGUGGAAUAAAGGAGACAACAACACCAGCUUUGUUCUCCAGUUUAACGGCACAGAGACAAACAUCAGAGCACCAGAUGGAGAUGGACCAGUGAAACAUACAGUCACUUCUCUCACUGCUGGAACCAAAUACACAUUCAUACUCUACCAUGUGUUUAUGAAUGUUAGAAGCAGUGCUGUAAACAUCACCGUUGCUACUGCUCCUACAAAUGCAGAAGGUUUGAGAGCAUCAGAUCAAGAUGAGAACAGCAUCACUCUGCAGUGGAAUAAAAUCAACAACAGCACCAGCUUUGUUCUCCAGUUUAACAGCAAAGAGACAUUCAUCAGAGCACCAGAUGGAGAUGAACCAGUAACUCACACAGUUUCAUCUCUCACUGCUGGAACCAAAUACACAUUCAGUCUCUUCUCUGUGUUUGAGAACGUCAGAAGCAGUGGAGUACAAUAUGAAACUAUUACUGCACCUGAUAAUGCAGAAGGUUUGAGAGCAUCAGGUCAAGAUGAGAGCAGCAUCACUCUGCAGUGGAAUAAAAUCAACAACAGCACCAGCUUUGUUCUCCAGUUUAAUGGAUCAGAGACAAACAUCAGAGCACCAGAUGGAUUUGGACCAGUAAACUACACAGUGUCAUCUCUGACUGCUGGAACCAAAUACACAUUCAGUCUCUUCUCUGUGUUUGAGAACAUCAGAAGCAGUGGAGUACAAUAUGAAGCUGUUACUGCACCUACAAAUGCAGAAGGCUUCAGGUCAUCAGAUCAAGAUGAAACCAGCAUCACUCUGCAGUGGAAUAAAAUCAACAACAGCAACAGUUUUGUUCUCCAGUUCAAUGGCAUACAGACGUUCAUCAGAGCACCAGAUGGAGAUGGACCAGUGACUCACACAGUGUCAUCUCUCUCUGCUGGAAAUAAAUACACAUUCAGUCUCUUCUCUGUGUUUGAGAACAUCAGAAGCAGUGGAGUCAGCAUUGCUGCAGUGACUGCUCCUGAAAAUGCAGAGGGCUUCAGAGCAUCAGAACAAAAUGAGACCAGCAUCACUCUGCAGUGGAAUAAAAUAAACAACAGCACCAGCUUUGUUCUCCAGUUUAAUGGAUCAGAGACAAACAUCAGAACACCAGAUGGAGAUGGACCAGUGAAACAUACAGUCACAUCUCUCACUGCUGGAACCAAAUAUACAUUCAUACUCUACCAUGUGUUUAUGAAUGUUAGAAGCAGUGCUGUAAACAUCACUGUUGCUACUGCUCCUACAAAUGCAGAAGGUUUGAGAGCAUCAGAACAAAAUGAGAACAGCAUCACUCUGCAGUGGAAUAAAAUCAACAACAGCACCAGCUUUGUUCUCCAGUUUAACAGCAUACAGACGUUCAUCAGAGCACCAGAUGGAUUUGGACCAGUAAACUACACAGUGUCAUCUCUCACUGCUGGAACCAAAUACACAUUCAGGCUCUUCUCUGUGUUUGAGAACAUCAGAAGCAGUGGAGUACAACUUACUGCUGUCACUGCACCUAAAAAUGCAGAAGGCUUCAGAGCAUCAGAACAAAAUGAGACCAGCAUCACCCUGCAGUGGAAUAAAGGAGACAACAACACCAGUUUUGUUCUGCAGUUUAACGGCACAGAGACAAACAUCAGUUCACCAGCUGGAAAUGGACCAGUGAAACACACAGUCACUUCCCUCACCGCUCGUUCAAACUACACUUUCACUCUUUUCUGUGUGUUUGAAAAUGUCAGAAGCAGUGGAGUCAGCAUAUUUGCAGCUACUGGUCCAAACUAUGUUUUGGGAUGGAGUCUGAGGUUGAAGCUUCUCAGAGCAAUGAGAGAAUCAGAAAUGGAAGAUGUUUUGAUAGAGCUCUUCAGAAAAUAUAAUCUGCCGCCACAGUUUACUCUGAAAAUUGUUUCUUCCGAUCCAUAAAAUCACUGGGACAUCAAAUUCUGGAUAAUUCAUCUGCAACGUUGUUUGCUUUUCCUAAAAUAACAUGAGGUUUAUUUUAUGUAGUAAUUCUGGAAUGUUGUCAUUUUACAGAUUUGAGUUUCUUUUGCCUGAUAUUUUAACAUGUUUUUGU